Periconia digitata is the source of this 1842-nucleotide messenger RNA. Lineage: Eukaryota; Fungi; Ascomycota; Dothideomycetes; Pleosporales; Periconiaceae. The record is from the annotation of a GenBank genome assembly.
GCCCACCACCCCCCCGUUGAAACUCACUCCAUUCGACCGCACCACCAUUUCUGUACGCCCCUACUAUACGCGAGAAGAAAAGGAAACAGACUGCGUCAAAUCAGACUGUCUGGCAUGCCGCACGCGACCAUGCCCUCACCGGGCUUCCAGGCCGUCAUUCUGUGCGGCCCUGGAGCUUCGUUGAGCACUUUCACCUCGUCGCCCAAGGACAUUCCUAAAGCCCUCCUGCCCGUUGCGAACCGGCCCAUGGUAUGGUAUCCCCUAGAUUGGUGCUAUCGCAUGGGUGUCACCGACAUCACCAUCGUCACUCCUCCCGAAUCGCUAGAGGCCAUCGACGCUGCCCUGUCUCAGAAUCCUCACCUCACAUCUCUCCCUCGGCCUAAGCCCGAUCUUCUUGCGCCCAAGGAAUUGACCCACGAAACGGGCACGGGAAACCUUCUGCGACUUCCCGAAGUUCAGAAGGCCAUCACGGGCGACUUCAUUUUGCUUCCCUGUGAUAUAGUGUGCGAACUCGAUGGCACUGCGCUGGCUGAUGCUUGGAUGGUCGAAGAAGCCGGCCUCGGUGCUUCGAAUGGAGGUUCUACUGUGGGUGGGAAGGUCUCCCCCCGUGCUGGUGGUGAAAAGCUCGGACGAAGAGGUGGAUUGGGGGUAUGGUAUCAGACGAAAGGCGAAGGAAGCAAAAAGGGCGAAGAAACCGAUUUCAUUGCGACAACCCCUCUCCCGUCACCCAUUGUACCCCCGCCCACGGAAUCGCUCCGUCGCAACAUCUCCAACCUCGUCUACACAGUACCCACCGACACACUCAAAGACAUCACAGAAGAAAACAGAACCUUCCCUGUGCGGCACUCGCUUAUCCGUCGCCACGGUCGCAUCAGAAUGUUGACUACACAUCGCGACGCACACAUCUACUUCUUCCCGUACUGGGUACUUGACAUGAUCAACAAGAACGAACAAUUUGAAAGCGUGGCGGAAGAUGUGCUUGGGUGGUGGUCCAAGGCUGGCUGGCAAGAAGGCCUAGGCGACAAGCUGGGUUUGCGGUCUAUCUUCCAUCCUGAAGAGGAAUCAAACAGCGAGUCUGGCUCGCAGGUUGUCGAGGAGGAGAUUGAUGUUUCGCGAUUCAGCAGCACAUGUUCCAAAGGCCACGACAUCAGCAGCCUUUCCGCCGCAACAGAAGUACUUGCAUCACGCGUGCGCGGAUCCAGCAUCUCCGGAGGUGCCAAAUCAAUUACCCCCGACACGAAACUCACAGUACCACCAAUCCUGUCCUACAUACAACCUGCUGAUGCCUCAGCGGCACUGAUCCGCCGUGUCGACACCGCACACCUCCUCCUCACCAUCUCCCUCCGCCUCGCCAAACUCCCCUCCAUCGAAGACGCCGACGGUGCCCCCACAUCUCCUUUCGCCCACCAAGCCAAAGUCGCUCACAAACACCUGGUCCCCAAAAGGUGCCGCGUCGAAGCCGAAAACUCGUUGCUCGCCGAAAACGUCACUGUCGAAGAGAAGUGCAACAUCAAGGAGAGCGUCAUCGGGCCCAAUUGCAAGAUUGGCGAGGGCGCGCGCUUGCUGCGGUGUCUCUUGAUGGAGAAUGUCGAGGUGGGCGCCAACGCGCAGCUCACGGAUUGCAUAUUAGGUAGAAGGUGCUUGAUCGAGGGGGGUACAGCCAAGGGAGACGGCAGGACUGUGCUGAAGGAUUGUGAGGUCCAAGACGGACAAGUGGUUGAGUGGGGCACGGAGAGCAAGGGCGAGAAGUUUAUGAGGUUUGAACUCCCGAGCGAUGAGGGUUUUGGAGGCGAUGAUGACGAUAAGGGCUCGAUUGGGGGUGAUGAGGGGUUCUCAAUCUAG